Sphaeroforma arctica JP610 is the source of this 180-nucleotide messenger RNA. RefSeq lists its product as hypothetical. The transcript has a single exon. The record is from RefSeq and is a predicted model, not a curated record. Lineage: Eukaryota; Ichthyosporea; Ichthyophonida. The annotation marks the transcript as partial.
AUGACUCAACCCAUGGCCGAAGCUACCGACCAUGAUUCACACGAUAGUCAGAAUGCACACGAAAGUCGGCCACGGCCGUUGUAUGUGGUGCUGUACUCGACACAUGCGCUGUAUGCCAGUGUGUGGUCCUUGGCCACACAGACCUGCGCACACAUCGCCAAUCCGAAGUUCACUCGGCAG